This is a messenger RNA of Myiozetetes cayanensis, 489 nucleotides long. RefSeq names its product acanthoscurrin-2-like. Bases 1 to 489 code for a protein of 162 amino acids. The record is from RefSeq and is a predicted model, not a curated record. The transcript has a single exon. NCBI's taxonomy places the organism in Eukaryota, Metazoa, Chordata, Aves, Passeriformes, Tyrannidae.
AUGGGGAUGGAUGCAGGUGGAGGCGGAUGGGAUGGGGAUGGAGGUGGAGGCGGGAAGAUGGAGGUGGGAGGGACGGGGAUGGAGGCAGAUGGGAUGCAGGUGGAGGUGGACGAGACGGGGAUGGAUGCGGGUGGAGGUGGAAGAAGGCGGGUGGGGGCGGGUGGAGGGGGAUGGGGGCAGAUGGAUGGGAUUCAGGUCGGAUCGGGAUCAGGGCGGCUGAAGGAAGAUGGAGGUGAACACGAGGGGAUGGGGAUUGGGCGGAUCAGAGGGGGCGGGGGCGGAUGGGGGAGGAUGGGAUGGGGAUUGGGCGGAUGGGGAGGAUGGGAUGGGAUUGAGCGAUGGGGGAGGAUGGGAUGGGGAUUGGGCGGAUGGGGAGGAUGGGACGGGAUUGGGCGUAUGGGGGAGGAUGGGACGGGGAUUGGGCGGAUGGGGGAGAAUGGGACGGGGAUUGGGCGGAUGGGGAGGAUGGGACGGGGAUUGGGCGGAUAG